Molecule: messenger RNA, 2781 nt
Organism: Silurus meridionalis
Lineage: Eukaryota; Metazoa; Chordata; Actinopteri; Siluriformes; Siluridae
Exons: 2
Coding region: 1282-2781 (499 amino acids)
Source: RefSeq, a predicted model, not a curated record
GUGGAUGUAACACUGUUUUCAGUGCUGUGUGAUUUGGGACAGAGCCCACAUAGGGAAAACAUGGAACAUUAUUACACUAAAACAAAAAGGUUCUUUAAAAAACUCUUUAAGUGAAAUGAAGCGGUCUGCUGUAAGGGUUCUUUGUAUAAGGUUUUUUAGUGGCAUUACUGUGUUCAUUCCUCACAUGAUCAAGGACUUGUCCUGGCCUGCCUCUUAACGAGGAUAUCUGCAAUUGGAGGCCACUCUGUGCAGCUGGGAAUGGUUAAAGGCCGGGGAAUUCAUGAAAUUACGAAGCAACACAAAACAUAUGAGAAUGGAUUUAGACUGUACUUGUUGUCAACAGUCUGCUACACUGACUCAGGACUACAGCUAAGACGCGAACCGAAACCGUGACUUUAAAUCCGAGGAAUUGGCGAAACUGCGGACCUGAAUUAAUUAGACGGAGAAUACCGAGUGCCGAGAAGGGUCGGAAAAUGCCGAGUGACGCGGAAGAAAAACUCGCAUGGCAGGUGCACGCACGCGGAUUCAGAAUGCAGUGAAAUUUGGAAAUGCGAUGAGAGGGAAAACGCAUCAGCAAAUGGUCACCUCAGGGACACUGAUGGUAUGAAGAAGUCUCUAUCUAAAGACUAAUUGCCACUAAAUUUUGUGUUAUUUUAUUUUAAUAAUGUGCAAUACGGAGAAUAGUUGUGUAUUGGUUAAUAUCUAAAUGUACGGUACAUAGUUUGUGUUCUUAAAGAAAUACAAAGUGCGGACAUACCACUUGUUUGUUUAAAUAGAAUACCUAGUAUAUUAAUGCUCUGCUUAAAUAACGGCUGAAACAAGCUAGUAUGCAAAUGAAGAGUUUGUUUGACAUCGAGGCAGUUUAUAUGGGACAAUCUCUGUUUAUGUUAGGUUUGUUUACCGAUAAGUGAAUGCCUAUCUUUAUUAGCAUUAUUUUAUUCAUUUUAUUUUGCUUUGUUUCCUUUUGUUUUGUGUUUCCUUCUUCAAGGUUGUCAACCUAAUUCACUCUGCUUGAGCUGAAUUGAACAAUCUCUGUAAGCCUGUACAAACUACCAAAUACAAGAGCUAAAAAGUGAUUUGGAGUUGUUCCCUGUGUCCCCUGUUGUUGAUUAAUGCUCUUUUCGAGUUAGAAGCAGAUACUGAUGUGUAAAAUUCCCACAUAACUCGACAGUUGACAACCAAAUGUGUAGCGGCGAAGACGAAAAGAUCAACGGCUUAGAAAAGUCCAAAGACAAAGUGCUGCUGACACAUAGGAGUUAAGUGAAUCACAUAUAAAGCAAAAUGGCUGAAGAAGCAUUAGGGAAAACAGUUGAGCAACUGAAAAGGGAGAGAACUUCUGUAAAAAGCAGCUUCACCAAGCAAGCCAACUUCCUCUGUAGAGAAGCACAUAGACUGAUAGAAUCAGAGCUCAAGGAAGAAUUCAGAAGGCUUUCUUUUGAAGCGAGAAGAGUUUUUGAAAGCAAUGAUGAUUAUAAGGCUGGAUUAUUGGCAGAGAUUGAAGCCAACCAAGAAGAUGGCGCACUAGCACUACUUUCGGUGCAGCAGGAAGCUGACCUGAAGAAAACUGUGGAGGACUGUAACGCAAGGUAUAACAGAGUCAGUGAAAUAGUGCAAGAUAAUCUCUGGAAAAGAUACGGGCAGGAUGAAGUGUUGGCCGCAGUUUCUGAAGGAGAGAAAGCCUGCGAUCGCACAACCUCUAUACCUGUCGAUGGUGUUGGCUACGAUAGCUACGAAAUGCAACUGGAGCUCUUGAUGCGACUGGUGAAAGAAGCAGUAGGAGCUUUCUCAAACUGGGAAAGAUGGGCUCCCACAACUGAAAGAAAGGCUCUAGAGGGUCGUGUACGAAAACUGAAAGAGCGUAGUAACGAGCUUGAAGCGCGAAAAGCUGAAUUUGUCUGGGCACGAAGAGCUGCUGAGGAUGCACGAGCACCAGAAAUUAGUAUGAGGGAAAAACUGGAUACAGGAGCACACGCAGCACAGAUCAUGCCAGUGGUCAGAAUUAAACCAACAAGUUUACCGACGUUUAGUGGCAAUAGAAGAGAUUUCUAUCGCUGGAAAAGGGACUGGGGAAGUCUCCAAAAGCAAGGUGAACCCACCGGGUCAGCUGAGGUUAAAAAGAUCCAGCUGGUGGACAGCAUUGAUGAGAAGAUCGCUAAGGAGCUCCGACUAUCUUCCUAUAACAGUGCUGCUGACAUAUUCAGGGUGUUAGAGAACCGGUAUGGUAACAAAGUAACAAUUGCCAUGGAGAUUGUCGAUGAGGUGGAAAAAAUCCCUGCAGUGAAGGAAAAUCAACCAAGAAGGGUUGUAGAAUUAAUUCAAAUGGUAGAAAAAGCCCUGGCAGAUCUCACGGAUCUCGGAAACGUUGGUGCCAUAAAAAAUCCGCUUGUAAUAAAAUCCAUUGAGAGCAAGUUACCAGACUUUGUGAAAAGAGACUGGCUUGUUUACAUGACAGAUCCUGCAAAUGGCAUAACACCAGAGAACCAUUUUGAUGCACUAUUAAAGUUCCUAAAGAAACAAGAAGAAAUUCUUGAAAGGCUUGAGCAAUUGAAAAUAUCAGAAAGAGCAGAAAAGCCAGAAAGAAGGAACUACGCUUUCACCAAAACGACAAAGAAGGCUUCUGUAGAGGACGGGUGCAUCGUAUGUGGAUCAGAGAAACAUAAGGGCAAGAUUUUCUUCUGUAAAAAAUUCAAAGAACUAAAACUAGCAGAGAAGUCGUCAAUUGUGAGAAGACUGGGAGCAUGCAAAAGGUGUUUAGGGUGUCACAGAAUGAGGACGGUGUAG